AUGGCAGAAACCCCAACUGAGGCGGGAGAUGGCAGCGGGCCGGAGGACGACUAUGUUGAGCCUCUUGCGACAGGACGAGCGCGGCGGUCGACGGCUGGCCGUCUGAUGAACACGCUUCUCGACGCCGAAGCCGACGAUGAACUGGCCCGUAUAUUUGCGGAGGAAGAAGAUGACGAGGAGUUUGAGUCUGGGGAUGAUGAGGAAGAGGGCGGAGAAGCUGCAGCAGACGACAUGGAGAUCGAUUCUUCCUCUUCGGAUGAAGGGGACGAAGGCGGCGCAGGUGCUGGCAACGACGAGCUUGAAGGAGAAAAAGAGCUACAGAGACAGGAGAAGGCAGAGCGGGCAAAGAAACGGACAGCGCAGCAGGAAGGGUUUCGGAUGCCCUCCCAGCGCAAGAAAAAGGUCAAGAUAGAUCCGACAUUGCCCACACGAACAUCGACACUUCCAGCUCCACGCCAGAGAAAGAAAUCAGAGCGUAUCUCAUGGCUUCCUACAGCAGAUGAUGGGCCUACGCGUGCGUCUUCUCGUCGCCAGACUAUGCAGAACAGAGUUCAAACCCACGCGCGGCUCAAACGCAGCGAGCAGAAACGAGUUCAGCUGAUUGCUACGAUGGAGGAGACGGCCAAGCGCAAGGAGAAGGCCAGGCCAAAACAAAUGACGCAGGCGGAUCGUCUCGCUGAAGCCGAAAAGACUGAGAGGUUGAAUUUUGGCAGCCUGACACGGUGGGAGGAGAUGGAAGAGAAGCGAAGCGAAGAGCGGCGGUUGAAGAUGGAGGCACUGCACAAUCGACGACUGGAAGGACCUGUUAUCACAUUCUGGAGUGGAAUCGCUAAAUGGAUCAAUGAGAAGCUUGCAAUGGUGGGCGUCAAGCCUUUUCGACAGGCUGCUGAUGCUGAUAGCGGCCGCAAGAAGAAGGGUCGCCCCAGUGUUGAAACCAGCCGUGAGGGACAGCCUGCUGCGAAUGCUGCAAACAGGGCGACAGAAACGUCCAAUAAUGCCACAGACACAGCGCCUACACAACCUACCGAUGGGCAACAAGCUCCUGGGGAAUCCAGCCCGUUUCUAGAUGGCAUACAGUUAUACGCUUCCAUGCAGGAGGCUUCGGCAUGUCCUGACGCCGAAAUUGUCCAGACCACCACAUCCACUGCAUCCAAACCCGUCACAACUACUACGGAAACGAUUGCAUUGCCAAAUGAAGAGGCACACGAAAAUGAAGCGACAAAAUCAGACACGAGCCCCAAGGAGCGGGGGAAUGAGGACGAAAAUGGUCAAGGUCAAGCUCCAAACAAGCCUGCAGAAGCAACUGUACCCAUAUGUCCGGAACAAGAGCUGAACGUGGAGGAAAAGCCGGACAAGGUCAAACCGGCUCUUGAGCGCUCGUCCCGGACGUGCAUUGUUCUAGACAAUUUCGACGCCUCUACAGGUCCCGAGCGAAGCGAUGUUGGCGUCCUCUACAAUCCGAAAAAACCUGUCAAGCUACCCAAAACCCAAACCGAGUUUUGCCCCAUCACUUCCCAUCCCGCCCGCUACCGUGACCCAACAACUGGCCUCCCGUACUCAAACUCUCUAGCCUACCGUGAAAUCCGCCAAGCGCUGGCAUACAGGUAUGCAUGGAGUGGGACAUUUGGGUGCUUCGUUGGGCCGAUAGGAGUCGGCGCCAGAGGAGUGCCAGAGAGGUUUCUCGCGCCUAAUGCCGCUCCACCACAGCAGCUGUUCGAGCAUGGAGACGGCGAUAGCAAGCCAACGACGGCUUCUGGAGACAAGCCCGCCGCUCAGCGAUAA
This is a messenger RNA of Trichophyton benhamiae CBS 112371, 1782 nucleotides long. Its product is annotated as signal transducer, putative. Gene Ontology annotation, cellular component: nucleus. Gene Ontology annotation, biological process: regulation of DNA-templated transcription; chromatin remodeling. Gene Ontology annotation, molecular function: ATP-dependent H2AZ histone chaperone activity. The record is from RefSeq and is a predicted model, not a curated record. Lineage: Eukaryota; Fungi; Ascomycota; Eurotiomycetes; Onygenales; Arthrodermataceae. Bases 1 to 1782 code for a protein of 593 amino acids. The transcript has 2 exons.